Molecule: messenger RNA, 573 nt
Organism: Acaulospora morrowiae
Lineage: Eukaryota; Fungi; Glomeromycota; Glomeromycetes; Diversisporales; Acaulosporaceae
Source: the annotation of a GenBank genome assembly
AUGUCAAAGUUUAAUAUCUUCUGCAAUCUUUCCUCCAACUAUCUUCAGAAAUUUAACUUUGCAAUCCCUGUUCCAACGCGCAAACUACGUAUCCACUCAAGCAUUAUUCUUGGUGCUCGCUUUAUCCCGGUCUUACGCGUACCUUUUAAUCCCGUCGUCAAGCGAACUUUUUACUCCAGCGUUACGCGCUCAAAUUGUGUGUGCACCCCCAAAAGAGCAGUAGCUUAUUUUGGACCGCCGAACACGGCUGGAGCAAUUUUAUUCUGGGAAACCGGGACUGGAGUCACCAUCAUCCAUGGUCAAUUUAGUGGAGGGUUCCGGAAUGAAAGGGAGGAUUAUGUUAAUAUCAAAAUUUAUCGUGAAAAUAAAAUGUUAUUUGAUCUCAACCCUCUGGACGGAAGUUUAAGAAAGAUUUUUAGGCUUCGGGAGAAUGGGUCAACGGAUUCUUUUGUAUUUGUUGUCCCAAAGAGUCUGAUUAGCGAAGAACCCAAGAUCGUUGGAUCUUAUGUGGUUAUUAAUAGUCUUGUUAAUGGAUUGAUUGCUAAAGAUCUUAUCGUGGCCAUGAAUGAUUAG